AAUCCCAAUCUCCCACAUGGUAGCUCACUGGCAGGCGGAGGUGUUAUCCACUGCACCACAACAAUUGUUGACCAGUCUAAAAAGCUCCAGCACUGCCUCUGGUGUAGGUGAACAGCCCCUCAGCAGUGAGGCGUGGUCAGUGGUUAGUUACGGUAUAUAUGACAGAAUGUUCGGUGAUUCAGCAACUGUUAGUAAAAGAACAUAAAGCUAGUCAUGCAGAACUCAGCAGCUCAGGGCUGUGCCUUCUUCAUGUGGCUAAUCUUCUUCUGUAACUCCAGGGUGGCAGAGUCAACAGCUCAUCUGGGAUACAGAGGAACAGAUCACACUCUACAGAUUCAGACUGUUAAAACAUCUAUUCUACAGUAUCUAGGGAUGGACAGACCACCAGAGUCCAGAGAGAAGAUUUCCUACCAGAACAUGCUGAGAAUAUUCCAUCAGUAUUCUGACCUGCAGAUGAAGACACAACCUUUUCAAAAGGACUUGAGUCUAUUCCUUCCUGCUACAGUUCAGCCAUUGAAUUCUCAGCAUAGCCAGAAUGAGCUGGUUCACUGGUUCAGAGCUGUAUUCCAAAGGGACGCUCGCAUCACAAAGAAGUUCAUCCUGGAACAAGCACGACUGCAACUUCAGAUAUGGCCUCAACACAACCUCUUUACUCAAAAAAUCUUGAUUAAAAUAGUCCAAAAAGUUCCAACCUCAAGUUCUUCCAGGGAGAAAGACAUUGAAACACAAGUUUUACAUGCAGAAAGCCACACAGUGACACUCGAUGUUACAGCUGCUGUGAAGAAAAUGCUUCUGCAGAUCAAUGAUACUUUAUUGACUGCUGAUAUAGGCAUUUUUACCACAAAUCCAGGGAGACCUGAACCUGCACCUGACCCUCAACUCUAUCUGGAGCUGAAGAUGAAGACGUUGGCAGGGAAAGCGAGAAAAUCUCGGUCGACGAGUGAGAAAAGCCUGGAGGAUGAGAAUCACUGCGGUCGUAAAUCUCUCAGUGUGUCGUUCGAGGAGAUCGGCUGGUCGGACUGGAUUGUAGCUCCUGUUGGAUACACUAUGUUUUUCUGUGAUGGCUCUUGCCCACAUAAUUACAAGCCGGCCAGCAUGCACGCCCAGGUGAAGUCUCGCCUGCAUCGCCUGACCAAGGGAAAAAUCCCCCGGCCCUGCUGUGUUCCAGCUGCCUACGAGCCCAUGAUUCUCAUGCACUACGAUAGUCGAGGAAAGCUGAAGCUUACGGCCUUCGAUGAUCUGAUAGUUAGCAAAUGCAACUGUGCUUAACUAUUUACACCAAAAACCAGCACUGAAAAAUACUUUACUUAUUUAUCUCAGCAGAAAAAACCUCCUAAAGACUUUUUAACAGCUUUUGCUAGUGGCUAGUGGUUGGUUUGGAUGGUUUAACCUGGCCUUUGAUGGUGAUGGUGGAUGAAAAGAUCAUCCUGAUUUUAUAGUCCACCUGGGGAACUAGUUCAAGACUUUAAGACACACUCAUAUAUGCUGUAGGCCUGUCACUAUAAUUACAUUAUUGCUUAAUGUUGAAUAACUGUUGAUGUCCUAAAUUUUAACCAUUUUUUUUGUUAGCAAGAGGAGCCCAGUAACGAUCAUGUACCGGUAAAUGUGUUUAAAUAGAAUUGUUUUUUUAUCUUUAUUUAAGUAUUUUUGUAUUCUAUUUCAGUAUCUGAUUAAUAAAUUAAGAAUUUUAAAGGUUAAUUCUUCCUAGAGGGGUGUACUUAUUUAUACUUACUUAUAUAU
Messenger RNA from Astyanax mexicanus (Mexican tetra), 1740 nucleotides. RefSeq names its product protein dbl-1. The record is from RefSeq and is a predicted model, not a curated record. Bases 214 to 1269 code for a protein of 351 amino acids. Gene Ontology annotation, biological process: SMAD protein signal transduction. Lineage: Eukaryota; Metazoa; Chordata; Actinopteri; Characiformes; Acestrorhamphidae. Gene Ontology annotation, cellular component: extracellular region. Gene Ontology annotation, molecular function: growth factor activity; cytokine activity. The transcript is spliced from 2 exons.